Messenger RNA from Cyphomyrmex costatus, 3668 nucleotides. RefSeq lists its product as uncharacterized. The transcript has 5 exons. Bases 24 to 3668 code for a protein of 1214 amino acids. Lineage: Eukaryota; Metazoa; Arthropoda; Insecta; Hymenoptera; Formicidae. The record is from RefSeq and is a predicted model, not a curated record.
AGCUUAUUCGAUCAGAAAUCCCGAUGACCGAGCUACCGGUCGAUCUGUCACAAGAUGGAAACGAAAGUCGCAGAUACAAAAAUAACCCACUUCUAUAUUCCGAUGUCCGCGAUUUCAUAUCGCGAGAAGACAACGAGUCACUGGAUAAAAGUUAUGGAGACGGUUCUUCGAAUGAAAUAUGCGCCUUUAAAUUGGAUCAGGGAAAGAUUGAUGAGUUCGCAAACUAUUACCGCUCUGAAACGUGCGUAUCUUCCAGCCGCGAAAGCGCGAUACAAAAGGAAUCUUACAAAGAAACGAUCAAAAAUGAUAGCACUCUCUCAAGGAACGAAGAUGAAUCUCGAUGCAAAUCGAAUCGUAAGAGAAGAACACGUCACAAGAUGCCCGAUGGUGUUAUCAUUGAUCUUAGCAAUGAUGUUUAUGGCACUUCCCGCGGCGGCAUAAAGAUCAGCAUUAUUUCCACGCAUAAUCUAAUGCCCAAAAUGAAAUUUGUUACAGUACCAAAGAAACAACAUUCAACAUGGAAUCGCAAUCCGAGAAAAAUGAUGAAGAAAAUGAUCGACAAUCCUACACUGACUGUACUUUGUGUCGAAAAUGACAACAAAGUGAAGAAAACUCGAAGAUCAAUGAAACGCAAAUAUAGAAAUUAUUCAAAAAAGUCAAUGAAUAACACAUUACAUGAGAAUGCCAAUACGAAUGUCAAUGCACCAAAAAAAUUCAAAAACAUAUUAAAUGGACAACAAAAGUUACAUGUAGAAAAUAGUGUGCAGUCGCUUUGUACGCCUCACAAGAUUCUUGGCUCAACGCAAUGCUGUCAUCAUGAUAACGCGGUGGUUGAUAUUGAUAAUAUACGAUAUUCGAUAUUGAACACAGACCAAACAUGUACCGACGCAAAGAAACGUACCACGAACUACUGCUGUUCAAUUUUUAACGAUACGCAUCAAGAAUAUCACAUUUGUGAUGGGAAAGAUUAUAAUAGAGAUGGUUCUGAUUUCAAUGCCGAGAUGCAAACUGAUUGGAUGGCCGAGUGCUUUUAUCCGGAAUAUACCUGCACGAAGAGAUGUCGAUGUUUCUAUGACUCAAACGAGUGCGAUACCAACAUAAAUAUGCAACGCGACCGUUGUCUCCUGAUGUCACGAACGGCAAGACCGUUCGAAAAUUCUGCUCUUUUGAAAGAGCAUCAAAGAGAAGAGGUCGAGCGACCCGGAUCGAAUAUCGUGCCUGAAUUCACAACAGAAGCCGAUGAAUAUUCUCCAGAUGGAGCCGAACGGUACACGAACUGCGACGGAGAGAAAGGAAGUUCGGCGAGCACAAUCCGGAAACUCGCCGAGCCUGUCGGAAGCGUUACCGAUCUUCACGAUUCACGUCUCGUGGAUGCAUCUCUAUGUGAAAUUGAUACACGUUCUGGAAAGAGCGGAUGGUGGACGACGACGAGGACAACGAUGGUGGAGAGAGACAGCGAUCGGUCAUAUAAAUCAGAUUCUCUGAAAGCCGCCGACACGUGGGAUACACGCGCGUGCAGAGACAACUGUAUUGGGCGGCAUUGCGCAGACUGCGUUGUCGCGAAAUCGUCGCGUUCAAACCAGUAUCCCGGGGAAAAAGGCGGAUCCGCCCGCGGAGUGGAUUCGAAGUGGAAACGAGGCUCCAUUGAAACUGACGUUCAACAAUUGGAUUACAAAUGGAAGAGAAGAAUCACGACCGUAGAUGCCGGUACACGCGCGAGGGUGGAUUUCAAAGAAAAACGUGAUUCCAGAUAUAAAUCGGAAGAGGCGAUUCGUGUCCAAUUGCGCGAAAGCGCAGAGAUAAGGAAGCGCAAGAGCCUGCAGGAAAUGGUCGAAGCAACGUCACAAACGAGGAGUGACAAUAUAAACACAGACGGCAAACAUCACGAGACGCGCGAUUACUCUGUUUGGACGAGUUUACAGAUGGGCAAAAUUUGGUCGCAAGUGCACGACGCGUGCAAGAACGUCGUAAAGCUCGCUGCUACGAGCGUCGGCCGUGUUGUGAAGGAUGCACCUAAAUCGGAACGUUCGCAGAGAAAUCCCGUCGAAGUGGCUGACGCGACGCUCGUUGAGAGCACGUCUUCGUGCGCCGGCAAAAUAUGCGGUGAAACGUGUCGUAAAAAUUUAAUGCGUUCGAAGAGCGAGGAAAAAACGGAGGCGCGUCAAGAACGUACAAUCGGGGACGUGGGAAAAUAUCGCGGGGAUACAGAAGCACCGAUGCGGAAAAAUUCGCGGACCAUUGCACCUACUCGUCACGAUAUGCAGAAGCAUACGUAUCAAAACGCCGAAAAAGAGGAGGACGGAGAGUCUUGUGUGAAUUACAGCGAAUAUGAACAUGGCAGGUAUCGGAAUAUCGUGGAAUUUCAACCACGGAAUGAAACGUAUGGCCAUGAUGAAGAUGUACAUUCUCAAUCCCGUUUGAGUGAGUCCUUCAUGUAUCAUGAAAAAUUUACGUAUCCAGGACUUCGCAAUAGAGGUGGUAGCGAUGAUAACCGAAAUUUUGUAAGGGGCACCGUAGACGAUCAAUCUACGCAUGAUACUUACGAAGAAACAAAAUCUGUCAAAUGUUAUCAAAAUUCUAAAACAUGCGUAUGUUACGAUAGGACUCAAGAGACGCACGUUUAUUGCAGUGAUCAAAGCUUGCAGCAGGUGGCCUGUUACGAAUUAUCUGUAACUAUAGAUCAGGCAGACACAUCAGUUGCCUCGCAAAAUAAUUCACUACAUCAUGAAUCUCAAUCGACGAACGUAUCCUCUUCUGAAGAUAACAGACGAGUAGAAACAUCCGCGACGUCUGAACAAACACGAUCUUAUGAGGAAACCAAAGAAACGUGCGAGGAAACGUGCGAAGAAAUAUGUGAGAGUAUCGAGGAUACGAUCGGCGAGGACACGACCGAAAAGAGCUUCACGUCAACGAUUGCAAUUGCAACAGUAUCCUUAACGAAAAUGGAUCUCACGGUUCACUCAUUGCGGAAUCUCUCAGACGAACCGAUAGCGUCAACUUCCAAAUGGGAAACGUCACCUGUUUCACUGGGAAUAUCGCGAAAAAAACGUCCCGGUUUUAAAUCCCCAUUCUGUGCGAGGGCGAUGAAAUUCUUGAGAAUGCGAUCGUCCGAUAAUAAAACCGCCACGCUUAAACGGAGUAGAAGGGGUAUCGGAAGAAAGGAGCUAUCAAGUACGGCCACUACUACUUAUGAUAACGGAGUGAAGAUUAUGCAAAUAGAUCCAUCUAUUAUGCAAACCGAUCGAGAAGGCAAUAAGAGGCGAGCCUAUGUAAACGUUCAAGGGCAAACACCUGACGCGAUUGUUACGAGAAUUUUAUCGGAAUUCCUUCUCAGUGGCGAGAAGAAGAAGAAGAAGGUGUUGAUGACUGUAAUGCUGCAAUCAGAAUCGGACGAUAAAAAAGAAGCUGAAACGCAAACAUCAUCAAGUAAUAUAACUUCCAGAGGAAUCAACAUGAUUAGUUAUCCAGACAAUCGUCCUCACGGUGCAAUUACAACCACGUCGAAAACAAUACAAUGUUUCGUAUGCGAUAAACCAGAGUGUUACGAAAUUAGAAAGUCGGAUAAUUCGAUCUCUUUAGAAGAGGCGUUAAUCGCAGAAUAUCCGGAAACGUCUGAAUUGAACGAUUAUUUAGCAGAACGAAAAACAAACAUAACAAUUCCUUUAUAA